GAGUUUCCCCGACAGCUGGAGGCUGCGUGGGAUCCGGCGGCGGCUCCAGAGCGCGGCGGUGCGGCCUUCCCCGCCCCCUCCCUCCCUCCUCCCCCGCCCGCUUCCGCCCGGCUUAUUAUCCUCCUUAUUGACAAACAGCGGCCGCGGCUGCGACUCUUGGCGUGCGUUGAUAGCCAAGCCAUGGGAGACAAGAAGAGCCCCACCAGGCCGAAGCGGCAGCCGAAGCCGUCCUCGGAUGAGGGUUACUGGGACUGUAGCGUCUGCACCUUCCGGAACAGCGCGGAGGCCUUCAAGUGCAUGAUGUGCGAUGUGCGGAAGGGCACCUCCACUCGGAAACCUCGACCUGUCUCCCAGUUGGUUGCACAGCAGGUUACACAGCAGUUUGUGCCUCCUACACAGUCAAAGAAAGAGAAAAAAGAUAAAGUAGAAAAAGAAAAAAGUGAAAAGGAAACAACUAGCAAAAAGAAUAGCCAUAAGAAAACCAGGCCAAGAUUGAAAAAUGUGGAUCGGAGUAGUGCUCAGCAUUUGGAAGUGACCGUUGGAGAUCUGACAGUCAUUAUUACAGACUUUAAGGAGAAAACAAAGUCACCGCCUGCAUCUAGUGCUGCUUCUGCAGAUCAACACAGUCAGAGCGGCUCUAGUUCUGAUAACACAGAGAGGGGAAUGUCCAGGUCAUCUUCACCUAGAGGAGAAGCCUCAUCAUUGAAUGGAGAAUCUCAUUAAAGUUUAUUUUCUCCAAUUUCUUAGUUACUUCUGUCCUACCGUGCAAAUACAGAUUAUGCCAAGAGGUACCACAUUUUCAUGACAAACACGUUCAUGAACAAUCCAUAAUUUGAGUUUUACAUAAAAUAAAAAUUUGUUAAAAUUUGUAGAUUUUAUUGCAACUAUGCCUACCCAAACAUUUCCAGACUUAAUAUUUUGUUAUCUGCAAUUAAGUGCCAUGAAAAUGUGGUUGAAUUAUUCAUUUUGCAGUGUUAUUGGUAAGUGUAUUUUCACUUUUAGUUUAGUGAAUUCUAACACAUAAUUCUUGAAUUCUCUACUAUUGGCAUGUAAUGAAUUUAAAUUUUUUAUAACAUAGUGCAAGCUGCCUAAAUAUGUAUUAUUUGAGAAUUGUGAAACAGAUAGUUAUAUGUAUACAAGUCAAAGAUCAACUUAAUCAACUAUUGCUGCAACAGGUUUUUCUUAAUGGUUAGCCUCUUAAAUACACCUGCUGGUACUUGGUGUGGUUAAAUAGGAAAAUUGUUAUGAAAUAAAGAAUUUGUAUGAACCUUUGCCAAUCUUUUUGACACGUUUUACUAAUUACUGUUCCUGAAUUAUGUUUCUGGUUUUAUCAAUUUUUUGAGUUUUUUUUUUGUUUCCUUAUUUUUCAAAACAUUCAUUUAUUGUAAUGUUUACUAGCAGACUAGUAAACAGUAAAAUAUUGAUUAUUUAGCUUUAUAAUUCAGGUUUAGUGCUAUUGUCAUUGAACACUGGUAUUUUUUUAUAGCAUAUAAAACAUUAAAAUUCAAAUAAUUAUAAGCACUUGGCAAAAACAAGAGAAAAGAAACUUGCCAUAUUUUACAAGCUGUAAUUUUAGAAAAGCUUUAACUUAAUGAUAGUUUUAUCACUGUUUCCUUGUCCCAAACUUAUCCAGGGCUAUAGAAGUAUGAAUCUAAUUAAUACGGGAAUUGUUGCACAGAAAUGGGAAAUAACUAAUUUUAAAUCAGUUAAAUUGGCCUCUUAUUAAAUAUAACAAUUCUUACAUAAAUCGUAGUACCCUAUUUUCAGACUCAACUGCCAGUUUACACACUUACUCAGUGUCCAGAAAGGAAAAAAGUACAGCCUCACUUAUACUAUGUAAAAUUACCAAUAAAAUAUUUUUAUGACACAGAUUUUGCAUUUUUGUUUACAACUAUUAAAGUGUUUUAUGUUGUAUUUAAAAUUUCAGCCUAGAAACCACACAGUACUUCUUAAAAUUCUCCUGGGGUCUCCUGCUUCCUCUUAACCAUUUGCUUAAUAUAUAUCCACCUAUAGGAGAUGUCUGAAUUGUAAAUGAACUUAAAGAUAGAAUGUGGAUACACAAUAUCACAUAAGACAUCAUGGUAACAUUUGAAAAAAAAAAAUAAAACUGUAGACCCUAACAGUUGUGAUAUUUGGUGGUUUUGUGUGGUAAUGUAAUUUCCUGUUUAAUUACAGUAUUUUUUACAGGCAUAGUGGUACUGUCUUUUUUGUAAGAUGCUAGUUGUGAAAUACAGUUAAUUGCAUACAGUAAAAGUCUGUGAUUAAAACAUUUAUAUACCUCAUUCUUUAGUGUUGUUAAAUGAAAAAUUAAAAUUUGUGUUUAUUAUAAGAUACUUUCAAUGGAAUACCAACUAACCAGUUAUGUUCCUUUAAAACAUGAAUUUUUUUGUCUUACUCUGUUUUUAACAUGUUUCAAAUGUUUUAUAUAUUCAUUUUGAGAGAUAGUAAAAAUUUAAAAAUGUAAUAGGGAAAAUAUUUAAGUCAAAACUAUGCUUUAAAGGCAUUACAUCUUAUGAUCCAAUACUUUCUGGAUGUAUUUUAAAUGCGCUGCAAGAGAGAAAAAUCUGACAGGAGAUGGGAUUUUACCUAAAUGGAGUCUACUCAUCUUUUUACAUAGGUGGGAAGAUAGUAUAGCAUGGGGAUUAAGCAUGCUAACUGACGCCUGGUGUUUCAAUCCCUGUUGUAGAAUGGAAGUGAGCUUAAAUUACCCAAGCUUACUUUCCAUCUAUAAAACAAGGCUAAUGGUAAUCAUAUCUACUUUAUAGGGUUAUUGGAGGAUUAAGUCAAUCCAUGUAAAAUUCUUAACAAUUAGCUGACACAUAUUGGCCACUCAGUAAAUGUGAGCUUUUCUUACUGUUAUAGGUAAAAUCCCAUCACAAAAAUACAAAAAUAUUUUUUGUAACAAAAAUUAUUUUCAUGCCCUCUUGGAUGACCUAAAGUAAAAGUGUUCUAUAGAUUUCACUAAAUUUUCAGUGUAAUAUCAGAUGUUUUCUCUGGACCCAGAACGACCAUCUUUUCCUAAUUAAAGAAACUGAUGGGUGUGCA
Molecule: messenger RNA, 3045 nt
Organism: Saimiri boliviensis boliviensis (Bolivian squirrel monkey)
Lineage: Eukaryota; Metazoa; Chordata; Mammalia; Primates; Cebidae
Gene: YAF2
Product: YY1 associated factor 2
Biological process (GO): positive regulation of DNA-templated transcription
Cellular component (GO): nucleus
Molecular function (GO): DNA binding; transcription coregulator activity
Source: RefSeq, a predicted model, not a curated record